AUGGCCAACUAUCAACUUUAUCGCAAUACAACAUUAGGUGUUACAUUACAGGACACUCUAGAAGAAAUGAUUUCGCAAGGUGCAUUGACUGAUCAAGCGGCUGGUAAGGUUUUAAGUGAAUUCGAUCGAUCAAUUAAUUUAGCACUCGAUAAACGAAUUAAUAAAAAAGGAAAAUUAAGCACAUAUCGUUUUUGUGACAAUGUUUGGACACUUGUAUUAAAAGAUUUUAAUGUUAAAGAUUCUAAUCAAAGUCAACAUAAUACAGCAGCUCCUUCUUCACAAAUACCUCCUGUCGAUAAAGUUAAAAUUGUAGCAUGCGAUGGAAAAAGUGCUUCACAAGCUUAA
Molecule: messenger RNA, 345 nt
Organism: Rotaria sp. Silwood2
Lineage: Eukaryota; Metazoa; Rotifera; Eurotatoria; Philodinida; Philodinidae
Source: the annotation of a GenBank genome assembly